Messenger RNA from Lemur catta (Ring-tailed lemur), 3768 nucleotides. RefSeq names its product G protein-coupled receptor 180 (gene GPR180). The coding region runs from base 314 to 1636 and encodes 440 amino acids. The record is from RefSeq and is a predicted model, not a curated record. Gene Ontology annotation, biological process: response to pheromone; G protein-coupled receptor signaling pathway. Lineage: Eukaryota; Metazoa; Chordata; Mammalia; Primates; Lemuridae. The transcript is spliced from 9 exons.
AGGCGACAAGCAGCGAGAUAAUUUUUCCGUAAACUGAAGCAGCACCCCCCUGAUCCUUCAUAAAAAGAAUAAGAAAAGGGCAGGAACUAGCCAAAAUGCAGGGGAAUGAUGGGGCACUUGGGUCUGUACGUCCCGCCCACUUCGGCCUCUCAUUGGUGAAUAUCCUCGGGUCGUGGCGGAGGAGCCCGCUUCAUUGGCUCUCAGUCUCCUGGGGGCGGGUCCGCGGUGCCGACCCCGCCCCCCAGCUGCCGACGUGGGGCCGGCAGUGCGGGCGGAUAGGGACCCGGGUGACCACCCGAAGGGUGAGGCGGGGAUGGGGGGGCUGCGGCUGCUGGCGGUGGCCCUGACGUGCUGCUGGUGGCCGCAGGGCGGCCAGGCUAAGACCCUGCGGGGCAGCUUCAGCAGCGCCGCGGCCCGAGACGCUCAGGGCCAGAGCAUCGGCCACUUCGAGUUCCACGGUGACCAUGCUCUUCUGUGUGUCAGAAUCAACAACAUAGCAGUAGCUGUCGGAAAAGAAGCUAAACUCUACCUAUUCCAAGCCCAGGAAUGGCUAAAACUGCAGGAGAGCAGUCAAGCUUAUAGCUGUAGUGAAAAAUUAUCCAAAGCUCAGUUGACAAUGGCCAUGAACCAGACUGAACAUAAUCUGACGGUGUCCCAGAUUCCUUCUCCACAAACGUGGCAUGUGUUUUAUGCAGACAAGUAUACGUGCAAAGAUGACAAGGAAGAAUCUCAGGCGGAAGAUAUCCCAUUUGAAAUGGUAUUACUAAACCCAGAUGCUGAAGGGAAUCCAUUUAAUCAUUUUGGUGCUGGAGAAUCUGGGUUACAUGAGUUCUUUUUCCUCCUAGUCCUAGUGUACUUUGUGAUUGCUUGCAUUUAUGCUCAAUCAUUGUGGCAGGCUAUUAAGAAAGGAGGACCCAUGCACAUGAUUUUAAAGGUUCUGACAACUGCAUUGCUGUUACAAGCUGGUUCAGCUUUAGCUAAUUACAUUCAUUUCUCCAGUUACUCCAAAGACGGAAUAGGGGUACCGUUUAUGGGAAGUUUGGCAGAAUUUUUUGACAUUGCUUCCCAGAUUCAGAUGUUGUACCUACUAUUGAGUCUGUGCAUGGGCUGGACAAUAGUCAGAAUGAAGAAGUCUCAAAGCAGACCUCUCCAAUGGGAUUCUACCCCUGCAUCCACUGGCAUUGCAGUAUUUAUUGUCAUGACACAGAGUAUUUUGUUACUUUGGGAACAGUUUGAAGAUACCAGUCAUCAUAGCUACCAUUCACACCACAACUUAGCAGGGAUCCUUCUAAUCGUUUUAAGAAUUUGCCUCGCAUUAUCAUUAGGCUGUGGACUCUAUCAGAUCGUCACAGUGGAGAGGAGUACACUCAAGAGGGAGUUCUACAUUACAUUUGCCAAAGGCUGUAUCUUGUGGUUUUUAUGCCAUCCAAGUCUUGUAUGCAUUUCUAUCAUUUUUAGUGACUACCAAAGAGAUAAGGUUAUUACAAUAGGUGUUAUCCUUUGCCAGUCUGUUUCCAUGAUUAUUCUCUACAGACUCUUUCUGUCCCACAGUCUAUACUGGGAAGUUUCUUCACUUUCCUCAGUGACACUACCACUGACCAUAUCAUCUGGACACAAAAGUCGCCCUCAUUUCUGAUACUUGAUUUUUAUUGAAAGGAAAAGUGAAUUGGUUAAAAGAGUGCAAUAAGGAUCCAAAUACAGUGACUUUUUUUUUCAUACAUUUAGUAUGAAAAAUUGAACAGCGAAAGCAGAGCAUGUUAUUUAUAUAACUGCAUUUAAGCAGUACCAGAAUUGAAAAAAGGUAAUAAGUGAAAUGUUUCGAAUAUACUUAAACAAUAAACUUUCAAGAAAGAGUGUUGUUAUAAGAUAAUUGAAGCAAUUUCUAUACGGAAAUAAAUGUGAAAAAUAAUUAUAUCAUAUUUUGGUAAAAUAUUCACCACUUAUAAUGCCUCAUCUUCUAUCAAUAGCUAACUCAGGUUUGAUAAUCUUAUAAAAAGUAAUCAGUUAAAUGAUUACUUACUUAUACAUAUUAAACUAGUCCAGUUAUGAAAUCAGUGUAAUAUACUGAUUUUAAAAACUGCUUCUUUUUUAUGCUUUAAGGAAAAUGCAUUUCUUAUUUGAGUUUAAAGGAAUUGAAACUGAAAUUACUUCAGGAAAUGAAUACAAAAUAUGUUCACAGUUUAAAUGAAUAUGCUUUUGUUUAUUUGUGGGUGGGUUAUUCUCCAUUUUUUUCUAUCACUUUUGGCUCUAGUUCAGGUUUUCGCUUGAUUAGCAAAGAGCCUUUGACAAAUAGUUUAUGAAAAAUAAAACUUAGAUACAUUACACGGAUUGUAAGGACAAAGGAUUUUAAAAUCUGAGCACUUAGGUGAAGGGACAAGCAGGUUUAUGUGUUUGAAAAGAAAGAAGGAAAAGGUACUAUGUGAUAUGGUACUAAAAUUUUAAUCCCGAUAUAAUUCAUUUCUCUUACAUUGAAUCCCCAAUCAUAAUUAAGCCGUAUACACAGAUUAAAUUAACAGAAGCAUUUCACAUAAAUGUUGGUUUCAGUCAUCAACUACCCAUGAAUUACUGCCCAAGGAUACUUAAUCAGGAUUAAAUUUUCUAUGAAUAAUUGAAAAACAAAAUACUCACUGGAUUUGUUAUAAUCCGUAUUGGCACUGGAUUCUAAGUAGUUGCCAUCUUGAAUCCUUUGUAAUAAAGCCAUAUUUUUGUAUGUGUGUGAUGCCCCAGUAUUGAGUGUGCUAGCUAAAAAAUAUCAAGUGCCUGAUUGCUAAAAGGUGGUCCAUACCUGCUGAAUAAAACGAGUACUUCCAUUAAUAGUCACUGAGUGGAAAUUAUUCUGUUGUUGUUUGUCAAGUUAUUCAGGUCUUUUCAUUUUUACCUCUGGCUUAUUUAAAAAAUAUUUUUUUAAUCUACUUACUAGGUUUUUAAGCAAGAAAUGGUGCACGAUCUGGUAAUUAAACUUUUUAAUUAAAUAGUUAAAAUAAUGUCACACAACUUAAAAAUAUCUAUGGCUUUGUCUUUGUUUUUUCUUGCACCUAGUCUCAUUGGAAAUGAAUAGUAUUCUGCUUCAUUUUAAGGGCAAAUGUAUGUGUUUGUGACUAGCAAAAUGGCAAAGUAACAAAGUUCAGCCUGCUCAUUAAAUCUAAUAGUUCCUUGUAAAUCAUUUAAUAGAUGAGAGCUACAGGUUAAGACUAGAAAAGUAUGAGGUAUGUUUUAGGUUUACAUGAUCUGCUGAGUGGUCAUAACCUUUUUCUUUUAUCAUGUCUCAUUAAUAGUCCCAGUUAUUGUCUGUUGUGUUCAAAUGAGGUGCAGUUAAUUAAGCUAAAGAAAAAAAAAGAGGUGAAGCCUUCUCAUAAAUUUUGUGAACUUGCAGCAAUGGAAAAGGAAUAAUCUUUGUGUUAUUUUAUUCAAAGAACGUAGUAACUGUAAUCUACAUAGCUGAAGUUUAUUACUAUGCUUGCUUUUAUGAAACUUUAACAGUUUUUUUACUUUAAUAAUUUUUUAAUUUAUGGUUGAAAUUGGUGAUAAUUUAUUUUAUUAUUCAAGAGCCAUUGUUAUAUGAAGGAAAACAAUUGUUGAUAAAUGUAUAAAACUGCUCUUGAUUAGUAACUGAGGGCAAAAUUUAUAGUUCGUAAGUCAUGACACAGUAUCCCCUCUUUUUCUCUUUCUGAAUGUUUACGUGGAGAUUCACACUGAAGAUUACAGAAAGAUAAGUGUAUAAUGCAAAAUCUAAUUAAAGAUAAAAACUUUUCUGCUUUUCUUCCUCUA